AUGGAGUCUGCGAAUACCGACCUGCAUUUGCAAGCCCCAGCCGGUGCUGGGAAGACAUUCGUUGCGGUUCAGUACAUGCGUCGGAUGAUGCGAGCAUCUCCAACGUCCUCUGUUUGCUACGUUGCGCCCAGCCAAGCCCUGGCUUUUUUCGUGCUUCGAUGGCUAGUCCUGGUGGCGCCCUCCACGGUGUCCAGCAUCUUUAGCAAGAUGACAGUCCUACAUGCACCCUAUGAAGGCUUCUUGCGCCCAGUUGCUGACGGCCCUCGCAUCUCUCUGAAACCCGUGAAGAAGCCGCCUGAGAUUUCCCUGCUGGUCGUUGAUGAGGCGCACAAGGUCACUGCUGAGCACGCUUCAGUUUGGGAGCUCCCCGCGAAGCAGCGCCUAGUCCUGUCCGACCUAUCUCAGUCGAGGAAUCUUCAGCACUUCUUCCCGGACAUGCGCACCGUGCAACUAGCUGAAGUCAUACGAGGCAGCCAAAGGAUCACUGCUGCUGCCCGAACCUUCCAGUUGUCAGGGGCAGCGCGUUCCGUAUCUGCGGUAGGCACGGAUGGCCCGCCAGUAAAGACAUACAUUUUCGACACUGGUGAGAGCACAGAUCCACUGGAUGAGUACAUCUCGCAAAUCAUGAAAGCCCUGUGGUACGUGGUGGAGACCCUGCCAACAGGUUUGAGCCUUCACGGCCGCGUGGCGCUGCUGGUUCCAGGGGAAAGCUUCCGAACAAAGCUUGAGGCGCCGCUUCAAAAGCGAUUGGCAGUGGAGUUCAGCCCAAGGAACAUUCGCCUGGCGUCUUCUGUCGAUUUUUGGCAGCUCCUGCCAGCACACCUGAUGCCCUUGCCUGACACGGAAAGGCCAGAAGAGUUUGUCAUCCUGGAUACUAUCGACAACUCCACCGGGCUUGAGCACCUUGUUGUGGUGUGCGUGGGCCUGGAUGAGGUCCUUGGAGCCACCGACCAAGACACGCGGGCCAGGCUGUAUGUUGGCCUCACCCGGGCGCAGCUUCUGGCCGUAGUCGUGAACGAAUAUCUGCCAGGCAGCUGGCUUCAGUUCGUGACCACCCUGCGGCUGGACAAGCGGUUCCAGAAGCACCUGGCCUCUGCUGAAAUCCGCAAGCGCGCGGCCACGGAAGUUGUAACCCAACCUGCGCCACGAGUUACAUCGCCCUGGCGUCGAGCGGGUGGUUGGUUUGCUCGCGUCCGCAUGCCUGGCUUGUGCUGUCUGACGCCGUGGCGGCCAAGGAAAGUCCCCCGCAUCCCUGACGCUGUCUCGUCUGCUGCGGUUGUCCCGCCCGCUGCAGCCUCGGAGCCUGCUGCCGAGGAGCAGCGCAUGCGCGGCACGUGUGUCUGGGACACGGACGAGAACGAGAUCAGGACCAAGACCACAAAGCUCCUCUUCGACCCGCGUCUUUCAGCUGCUGAGGUCAUGGAGUGGAAGCAACUCCAGCCCACAGCAAACUCUCCAAGCGAGAGACAAGGGCACUCAGCCGUCUACAAUCCCGAGAGCCACUCCAUGCUGAUCUUUGGCGGUUUCAACGGCGAUGUGUGGGCGCUGGACCUGAAGGCAGCAACGGAAAGAGGGCAGCAGACGUUGGUCUGCGUUGUCGGCUCCUCAGCGUCAGCCAAGGCCGAGGCAAAUUCAGUGCUGGCCUCAGGAGAGCUGACAGCUUUGCAGUUCUGGAGGCGAUGUGUGGGCGCUGGACCUGAAGGCAGCAAGAGAAAGAGGGCAGCAGACGUAGGUAUGAUCAUGCCAGUGGGUAGAAGGUCUCCAAGCGAGAGACACGGGCACUCAGCCGUCUACGAUCCCGAGAGCCAGUCCAUGCUGAUAUUUGGCGGUGACGAGGGCAUAGGCAGUGUCUUCAGCGAUGUGUGGGCGCUGGACCUGAAGGUCAUGGAGUGGAAGCAACUCCAGCCCACAGGAAAGUCUCCAAGCGAGAGACAGGGGCACUCAGCCGUCUACGAUCCCGAGAGCCACUCCAUGCUGAUUUUUGGCGGGAUGAAUAGCGGACGCGAAUUCUCGAGCGAUGUGUGGGCGCUGGAGCUGGAGGUCUGA
Symbiodinium pilosum is the source of this 2046-nucleotide messenger RNA. The record is from the annotation of a GenBank genome assembly. NCBI's taxonomy places the organism in Eukaryota, Dinophyceae, Suessiales, Symbiodiniaceae.